UUUUGUACUUUCUUCUGCUUGAUAACAUUCAUUGUGAAAGUAGAUCUAGAUCUAGUCACUUUAUACUCUAGAUCUACUAGACUCUGGGUCCACAUAUCUAUAUCUAUUCUAGACUCUACUAACACUACUAAAAGUUAGUAAACUAAACAUAUCAAGCUUCACUAGAAUAAAAAAAAAACUGCACGGAAAUGAUUUGAUGUACAUCUAUGUUAAUAAUAUUGUUGAUGAAUGGAUAACAUCAACAAACUGUGCAGCUAAAGCAACAUGAGUGGAACUGCUGAGCGCAUGUCAGUGUCAUCCACAUCUCCAACAGUGUUCUUACAAUCAGCCAAAUUCAAAAUGUCAGGAGUAGAUAUCUUGUCAAGAAGUAACCUUGAUGUCAAACCGAAAUUGUUAUGUGGCAGAGAGAAACCUGUCUACCGGCACGCUCAACAUACAAACAAAGCGUUUGAAAGUUUGAAUGAAAUGAGAAGAAUGGGUCUUCUGUGUGAUGUGUGUAUAGUGGCAGGGAAACAAGAACUUCACUGUCACAAGUCUGUAUUAGCAGCCUGUAGUCAGUAUUUUUAUGCCAUGUUUACCAACGAGAUGUCAGAGUCCAAAAUGAAAAUAAUAACCUUACAAGAAAUAGACCCUGUAGCUCUGUCACUGUUAAUUGAUUUUGUCUACACCUCAGAGAUACAUGUCACCGAGGAUAAUGUACAGACUCUGUUGCCAGCUGCCAAUAUUUUACAAGUAACUGAAGUUCGUGAUGCUUGCUGUGACUUCCUCCAGGCUCAGCUUCACCCAUCCAACAGUUUAGGGAUUCGAGACUUUGCUGAUCUCCACGCUUGCCAAGAUCUUUACAACUAUGCUCAAACCUAUACAGAACAACACUUCACGGAAGUGGUCCACUACGAUGAGUUUCUGUCUAUGGGAGUAGAGGCUGUGUGUAAGCUUAUAUCCAGUGAUAGACUAACCGUCACAUCAGAAGAACAAGUCUAUGAGGCUGUGAUGUCAUGGGUCAACCACAAUCUUCCUGCACGCCAAGACUGUAUAGAACAACUUUUAGAGAAUGUACGCCUUCCCCUCAUGAACCAAGAUUAUAUAGUACAGAAAGUGGAAGAAGAACCUUUAGUUAAAGCUAAUUCUAGAUGUAAAGAUUACCUUAUAGAAGCCAUGAAAUACCAUUUGCUCAAAAAUGAACAGAAGCCCUUAUAUAAAACUCCAAGAACACAACCAAGAAAUCCUAUAGGUCUACCUAAAGUUUUAUUAGUGAUUGGUGGCCAGGCGCCUAAAGCCAUACGUAGUGUUGAGUGUUAUGAUUUUCAAGAGGAGAGAUGGUAUCAGCUGGCUGAAAUGCCAUCAAGGCGAUGUCGAUGUGGUGUAGCAGUAUUGAAUGGUCUAGUGUAUGCUGUUGGUGGUUUCAAUGGCUCUUUGCGUGUUAGAAGUAUUGAUGUGUACGAUCCCCUGAAGGACACCUGGAACUCUUGUCCCAGCAUGGAAGCCAGACGUAGUACUCUUGGUGUAGCCGUAUUAAAUGGAAAUAUUUACGCUGUAGGCGGCUUCGAUGGAGCAGCAGGUCUAGACUCCGCUGAAUACUUUGAUGUGAGAGCUGGUAUGUGGAAAUCAAUGUCCAACAUGAGCACAAGGCGGAGUAGUGUCGGUGUUGGAGUCGUGGGAGGUUUACUUUAUGCUGUGGGGGGCUACGAUGGGGCUUCUAGGUCCUGCUUAAGUUCAGUUGAGUUUUACAAUCCUGUGUUUGACACCUGGACUCUAGUAGCUGACAUGUCUUGCCGGAGGAGUGGAGCGGGAGUUGGUGUUGUUGAUGGCUUGUUAUAUGCUGUUGGUGGCCAUGAUGGGCCAUUGGUCAGAAAGAGUGUUGAGGCCUACAACCCAGAAUCCAACACUUGGACAGCAAUAGCUGAUAUGCACAUGAGUCGAAGAAAUGCAGGUGUGGUUGCUAAUGGCAACAAGCUGUAUGUAGUCGGAGGUGAUGAUGGAACUUCUAAUUUAGGCUCAGUUGAAGUGUAUGACCCUGCCACAAACAAGUGGACGUUGCUGCAGUCAAGCAUGAUGAUUGGACGCUCCUAUGCGGGUGUCACGGUUAUAGAAAGGCCGCUGAUAUAGUUAGUCUCAUAUGUUUGGAUCAGACGUUUCAAUUUGCUUCGAAAUUCCGUUCAAAAAGGCCUUCACAGUUUCAUGACUAGUAAGUACUAGUGGCAAGCUAUAAUAUUGAAAUACAUUUGGAAACUUCAAGGCUUGAAAACAAUUUCUUCAAAACCCUUUGGAACAUAGACCUCAUCAUAAGAAUUAGUAAGAGAUGUAUAAAUUACUUUGUGAAAAAUGAAGUUUGAAAAUCCAACAUCUUCUUCGAAAGUGUAUUCUCCUAGAACUUGAAGUGAGUUUAGCCAUAACUUGAGUUUUUUUUAAUUCUCCAAUCUUUUCCUUGACAUUUCUUAAUAAUGAUAAAAAAAAUAAUUUGCUCGUAACUAUAAAUAUGAUCUAAGGUUUUUUUUUAAUGUUUGGUUCUAUUUUAUUGGAAAUUUCAGGAGUGAGUUUCUGAGUAUAUCUGAUACUUAACCUGAUUGUAUUGCAAACAUUUAGAAAUGGGUCUCUUAAGUAUGAAUGAUAUAGGAGAGAAACAUUUUGUGCAAUCCUUACAGGCUCUCCUUCUUAGAAUAAUUUUGAACAGUAUUAGUAAUAAUGAACUUAGUAUUCUAAAUAGUUGAAGUACAUUUCUGUAUAUACUGUAUCUUUAUUUGUAUAAAACUGUUGUCAGUGACAGCUCAUGAAUGAAAACCUUUUCUUUUAACCUUUUACCUAGUCAAUGGCAUCAAUAAGUACAUAGAUGUUGGGUUUUUUUUAUUGCUUUUAUAUUGAGCAUUUGUCCUGCUUAUAGCAUGCUCAGUGCGCCAUGGUCCAAUCUGUUUUGUGUCAGCUGGGGGUAUCUGGGAGAAAGUUUCUGUGCUGCCUUAAUGUGCUUAGCAAACACAGCUCUGCUCAAGCCAAGAUUCAAACUUGAGCCCACUCUUGUUAAGUGGCCAAGCGGUUUUGGCCUCUCAGCCACACAUCACAUUGUUUUUUGUUUUGGUAAGUCUUUAACGUAUGUGCUAUAUCCACUUUGAACCAUGGAUGGUUUAGUUUCUUCUUGGUAAAUAAAUCUGUGACUCAUUUCUCUGUCUUGUAUAUAGAUUAUGAUUAUAGCUUUUAUAUAGCGCUACUUUCAUGCUUACAGCAUGCUCAGAGCGCUUUUGGUCCAAUCUCAUUUGUGGACCAGUGGGGGGAGGGGGUAUCUAGGAGUUGGUUUUCCGUGCUGCCUUUAGGCGCUCAGUAAACACAACUCUGCCCGAGUCGGGUGUCGAACCUCGAGCCCCCUUCUAGGUAGCCAAGCCAAGUUCAAGCACACUUGGCCUCUCGACACCACUUCCACAUUAUCUGUAUCAAGUCUCACCAUCUCAUGCUGUACCGAUUUGACCAUAUUUGUCGUAGUCAACUUAAUAAGAUUUUGUUUCGAUAGCCAGUUUGUCCUGAACAAAACUAACUAAGUAUCAGUAACACAUUUAUUCUAGACAACUCUCUCUUUAUAAUAUUCUUUCAAAACAAUGAAUUUAAUCAUCUAUUUACCAAACGUUACAAUAAAUUUGCAAAGCCCUACAUUUUAUGAAACGACUUACUAGCUACCCCUCCCCAGUGCUGCAAUACUUAAAUGAAAUAGUAGCUGCAGAAAAAGAAAUGCAGAAAACAAAACACAGAACUAAGUUGUUUUUUUCUGUUACUUGUGACUGUACACAGAUGAAGCUGCAGUCCACUUUUAGUAACAUGUUUACAUUGUUAACCAUUACACCUUCACAAUUCUGUGUCACAGUGUCUACAAAAAAAAAAUUACAGAAGAAUGAUUUUUUUUUAUAAUUUUGAAUGAUCUUUUUAAAUUUAAAGAAUUAUAAGGGGGAAUAGGAAUUUUUCAAGCGAUUAAUUCUAAAGAAAAACCUUUUUUUAAUACAACUAACCUUUUAAAAUUUGCUGUGGCAGCCAAGUUAAUGUAUUUAUGGAGUAAAGGUUUUUUUUUGUUUUGUUUUUUUUUCAUCUUUCUAUAUUAAUUCUCCAGAACAACAGCCCUUUCUGAUCCCUUAUGCUGAGGUAUUGAGAACUUUGAAAUAAAUUAGAUUGCCUUACA
Biomphalaria glabrata is the source of this 4153-nucleotide messenger RNA. Its product is annotated as kelch-like protein 2. Bases 265 to 2106 code for a protein of 613 amino acids. Lineage: Eukaryota; Metazoa; Mollusca; Gastropoda; Planorbidae. Gene Ontology annotation, molecular function: protein binding. The record is from RefSeq and is a predicted model, not a curated record. The transcript is spliced from 13 exons.